Molecule: messenger RNA, 3552 nt
Organism: Hibiscus syriacus
Lineage: Eukaryota; Viridiplantae; Streptophyta; Magnoliopsida; Malvales; Malvaceae
Product: serine/threonine-protein kinase-like protein ACR4
Exons: 1
Coding region: 465-3260 (931 amino acids)
Biological process (GO): protein phosphorylation
Molecular function (GO): protein kinase activity; protein binding; ATP binding
Source: RefSeq, a predicted model, not a curated record
CCCUUUCUCACUACAUUCUUCGCUGCAUAAACUACACCAACCAUCAUCUACUUCCCUUCUCCACUAGAUUUCUUGUGUAUUAUUUUCAUCCCUUUUUCCUUUUGCUCUUUCGGGUGUUUUCCCAUUUACCGUCUCUAUCAAGAAACUACAUGCAAAGCUAAGAGUAUGGGAUGCUACCCAGGGUUUUGCCUUGCCUGAAAUGGCUUCUCAGCUACAACUUCAGUGCUUCUUUUACUUGUCUGUGUAUCCAAAUUGCAGAAAUGGUGAUAUUGUUUGGUUUCCAUGCUACAAAAACUUGUGCAAGGGAGUGUUUUGAUCUGGGUUUUUAGGUAAGGAGCUUCAGAUAUUUGGUUUUGGUCUCAUUUUUUCAACUCCAUUGCUAUUUUUAAUGAUAGAGAAUCAUGUUUAUACUGCAAAGGGUACAUUAGAAAGGUGUUAUGCAAAGUAUCUGAGGUACAGUGUUGAUGUGGUGGGUGUGUAUUCAAGUUAGCUUUGAACAGUUAGGUUCAUAUUGUGCUGCAAUGGUAGUUCUCUGCCUAUUUAUUAGAGAUUCUUCUGUUUGGGUCUCACUUGUGGCUUUGUUGAAUAUAUGGUGGUUAGUUUCGGGUCUAGGCUCGAUGUCUAGUAUUGCCAUUUCUUAUGGCGAGAAUGGUCCUGUUUUUUGUGGCUUAAAACCUGAUGGUUCACAUCGUGUGACCUGCUAUGGAUCAAAUGCUGCAGUCAUCUAUGGGACCCCUUCUCAUUUCCCAUUUGUGGGUCUAACUGCCGGUGACGGUUUCGUUUGUGGCCUGUUGAUGGAUUCGAACCAACCUUAUUGUUGGGGAAGCAGCGGCUAUGUCAAAAUGGGGGUUCCUCAGCCAAUGAUUAAGGGAGCCGAGUAUGUAGAAAUCAUUGCAGGAGAUUACCAUUUAUGCGGUUUGAGAAAGCCUUUAACCGGAAAGCGUCAAAAUUAUGCUUUGGUUGAUUGUUGGGGUUAUAAUAUGACCAAGAACUAUGUGUUUGAUGGGCAGAUUGAAUCACUCUCUGCGGGAUCGGAGUUUAACUGCGGGUUGUUUUCUCGGAACAUGACUGUUUUGUGUUGGGGUGAUGAGGCGAAUAGCCAUGUCAUUAGCUUGAUUCCUAGAGAAAUGAGGUUUCAAAAGGUUGCUGCUGGGGGAUAUCAUGUAUGUGGGAUUUUGGAAGGGUUGAACUCUAGAGUCUUUUGCUGGGGAAGGAGCUUGAACCUCGAAGAAGAACUGUCCAUGCCAGUUGCAUAUUCACGUCAAGGAAAUGUUGAUUCGCCGCCGAAAGAUCUGAUGCUCACAGUUGUUGGAGGGAAGUUUCAUGCUUGUGGAAUCAAGAGUUACGAUCACCAAGUGGUUUGCUGGGGUUUCAUUGUCAAUCCAUGUACCCCUCCUCCGAAAGGUGUUAAAGUCUAUGGAAUUGCAGCUGGAAAUUACUUCACCUGUGGUGUUAUAGCCGAAAAAUCCUUUCUCCCAGUUUGUUGGGGCGUCGGAUUCCCCACCUCGCUCCCUCUUGCAGUCUCACCCGGACUUUGCAAAGACACUCCUUGCACACUGGGUUUCUAUGAAGUUAGUCCUAAGAAUGCACCUUGCAAGUCUCCUAACUUUCAUAUUUGUAUGCCCUGCAGCAUUGGUUGCCCUGCUGAAAUGUACCAAAAAUCAGGAUGUACUUUGAAGGCCGAUCGUGUUUGUGAUUACAAUUGUUCUAGUUGCAAUUCAGUGGAAUGCUUCUCUAAUUGUUCUUCGUCUUCGAAUUCUGAUGCUGCUAAUGGAAGUAAAAACGAGAGGUUCUGGUCGCUGCAAUUACCAAUCAUCGUUGCGGAGAUUGCCUUUUCCGUGUUACUGGUUAUUAUGAUAUCGUUAACUGCAGUUUUAUAUGUUCGAUACAGGUUGCAUAACUGUCGCUGCAAAGCAAAAGAGUCAAAAUCCAUGAAAGCUAAUGAGGUUGCUUCUUGCCGAAAGGAAAACAUAAAAAUCCGUUCCGACUUCGAUGAGCUUAAGAUCAAGAGAGCUCGGAUGUUCAAUUACGAAGAACUUGAGAGGGCCACUGGUGGAUUCAAAGAAGAAUCCGUGGUUGGAAAAGGAAGUUUCUCAUGCGUUUAUAAAGGGGUAUUGAAAGAUGGGACUGUUGUUGCAGUUAAAAAGGCUAUAAUGUCUUCAGAUAAACAGAAGAAUUCGAAAGAGUUCCGCACAGAGUUAGAUUUAUUGUCAAGAUUGAACCAUGCCCAUCUUUUGAAUCUGCUCGGAUACUGCGAAGAAGGUGGAGAACGGCUUCUGGUUUAUGAGUUUAUGGCUCAUGGAUCAUUGCACCAGCAUCUUCAUGGAAAGAACAAAGCCUUGAAAGAGCAAUUAGAUUGGGUCCGAAGGGUCACCAUCGCAGUCCAAGCUGCUAGGGGAAUUGAAUACUUGCACGGUUACGCUUGCCCGCCAGUGAUUCAUAGGGACAUCAAAUCUUCGAACAUUCUCAUCGACGAAGAACACAAUGCUCGAGUGGCUGAUUUCGGUCUCUCUUUACUAGGACCUGCAGAUAGUAGCAGUCCAUUAGCCGAGCUACCUGCUGGAACACUCGGUUAUCUUGAUCCGGAAUACUACAGGCUUCACUAUCUCACAACAAAAUCCGAUGUCUACAGCUUCGGCGUGUUAUUGUUGGAAAUUUUAAGCGGACGAAAAGCCAUUGAUAUGCAAUACGAAGAAGGGAAUAUAGUUGAGUGGGCAGUUCCAUUGACUAAAUCGGGAGACAUAUCUGCAGUUCUAGACCCCGUUUUAAAACCCCCUGCAGACAUUGAAGCUUUAAAAAGGAUUGCAAAUGUGGCUUCCAAAUGUGUGAGAAUGAGAGGAAAAGAGAGACCAUCAAUGGAUAAAGUGACCACUGCUUUAGAGCGAGCUUUGGCUCAGUUGAUGGGCAGCCCGUGUAGCGAACAACCGAUUUUGCCAACUGAGGUGAUCUUGGGAAGCAACAGAAUGCACAAGAAGUCUUCUCAACGGUCUUCAAAUCGAUCGGUCUCGGAAACUGAAGUCGCAGAAGAAGUGGAGGACCAAAGGUUUGAGUUUAGAGCUCCUUCAUGGAUUACCUUCCCUAGUGUAACUUCGUCUCAAAGGCGGAAAUCAUCGGUAUCGGAAGCAGAUGUCGAGGGAAAGAACAUAGAAGGAAGAAACACGGGCAAUUUAGGGUAUGCCGGGGAUGGUUUGAGAAGCUUGGAGGAAGAGAUAGGCCCUGCAUCUCCUCAACAAAGUUUGUUCUUACAACACAAUUUCUAAAUGAACCCAGAAAAUGUUAUGAAUUGUUGUAUUUGUUGAGGGAAAUGGAACUGUAAAAAAAAUUGAGAAUGAGAGGAUGUAACUUUUGAGGAUUUUUAUAGUAUCAUAUCCUGGUUUGCAUCUUGCAUGUGUUUCGAUUAAUUUGAAUUCUUCCUUGUGACUAUCAAGUUUGUACUGAUUGUAACUUGUAUGAUCUGUUUCUUCUAAUGCUAAUGGAUGAAAUUCAUAUUUACUGUUCAGUUUCUUAAAUUACGAAAGUUUCGAGUUCUAUUUUAACUUCACAACGACAAAG